AUGGUCAACACGCCCUAUCCCGAGCGGCUUUUGAGUAAAGAGGGCUGGCGCUUAACUCAUGAAAACAUGUCCACGGUCACCUUCUCGUCUCUGUCAACAAAUACCAACGGUUCUUGCCCUUCGUUCGAAUCCGUCCCCUUCACUGCAGUGGCAGAUGGUCGACUCAGCCUUCGCCAAUUGGGCUCUGCUUUGACGACCUUGAUGCGCGACUACGAGCGUGUCAAUCAUCUCAGUCGCUGGUACUCCAUCUAUCUCACGAUCGACCUCGACCACAGACAGAUCAGACAAGAAUGGGUCGACGCCGCUCUCCUACACCAUCAAUUAUCUCUGCUUGGAAACACGCUCAUGCGCGAAGAUUGCGAGCGUUUCUUGGGCAGCCUUGCUAGAGUCGAUCAAGUCGGCAACGGCUACAAGCUCAGUGUUAUCGUCACCCCUUCAUUGAACAAGUCAUACUUUGAGGAUGAGCUCGUCUGCCCUGAAUAUGCUGAGAGCGUUCCGGAACAUGGAUACCGAAGAACCCAUGCCCACGGCGGCUUCACUGUGUUUUCGGAUGCAUUGGAGCGCUCCUUAUCCCCCAACGAUCAUUACAAUAUGUUCCGGGUGUGCAGAGUGAUAGUCUGGUUCAAAAUUUUAACGCCAAGUCAGCGCAAAAUGUUCCAGAUGCUGUACGAUGAGAUGAGAGCUCACGCGCCUCGGUCUUAUGACCCGGAACAUCAACAGACCCCAGUUGAAAAUAACGAACAAUUAGGCGCUGGCGGAUCUCCUUUGUCUGUGAGCAGUCAGGUUAAUCCAGCCAAGCGCGUCGCCGACACGGAUGCAGAUGCAGACCUGCGCCCAGUGAAACGACGACGACUGCGCUU
Molecule: messenger RNA, 860 nt
Organism: Myxozyma melibiosi
Lineage: Eukaryota; Fungi; Ascomycota; Lipomycetes; Lipomycetales; Lipomycetaceae
Exons: 2
Source: RefSeq, a predicted model, not a curated record